AUGUGGAAACUCCCCGAAGCCCCGCAGCCGGGUCAACAAGCUCAGCAAGAAUCACCGCAAGAACCACCAGGAACAGCCGCGUCUGGCAAUCGAGGCAGCGGACAAGACCAUGAACAGGUAUCGACUGCUCCGAAAGAUGCACCAACAUCAGCAUCCGGUGGCGGUGGGCAUCGCUCAAUUAGCGCCGAAUUCAACGUCAACCCAGUGACUGGAACGAUGAGCCUAAGUCUUCCAAUCUACACGUCGCCAGGACGGUCGAACUCGGGGCCCAAAUUGGCAUUGAACUAUGACUCGGGGAGUGGGAACGGGGUCUUUGGAGUCGGAUGGCAGUUAUCCACCCUGAGUAUUGCGAGGAAGACCUCCAAAGGGAUUCCCCAGUACGAUGGAUCGGAUGUUUUCAUUUUGUCCUCGUUUGACGAUCUGGUUCCCAUGCGAGCCGGGGACAGGCAGCAGCUCGUGACAGAAGAUGUCGUCGUAGAUGGAGUUACUUACUGCGUGCAGCAAUACAAACCUCGGGUCGAGACGGAAGUAACUCGAAUCGAAUGCUGGACAAGGAAGGACGAUCCAAAUGACGUCCACUGGCGGACUGUGACCGCAGAAAACCAGACGACCUUCUUUGGAGAAGAAGAAGACUCUAGAGUGUUUGACGGUGUAGAGAAAGGAAUUGAGACGCGAAUAUUUUCGUGGCUAGCCAGUCGCACUGUCGACGCCGCUGGGAAUGCAAUUCACUUUGAAUACAAACCAGAAGACUUUCACGGAGGCGAGCUAUUGGACCCAGAAGAUUCUAUCUGCGAGGUGAAUCGCUCUGAUAGGUCUCGGCGCCGGAUGAGGUAUCUCAAGCGUGUGCAGUAUGGAAAUGUCUAUCCCAGCCGUGACAUGGACACUUGGAAAAUCAUCAAGUACACAAAAGCUUGGAUGUUCGAAGUGGUGUUCGAUUACGGUGACCACGACUUCCUCAAUCCGAGUCCUGAGGAGCAACGGCCAUGGAAAAUCCGUGAAAACCCUUUCUCCGUCCGAUCUGCUGGCUUUGAGCUCCGGACAUAUCGAUUAUGCCAGCGGAUCUUGAUGUUUCAUCGAUUUCCGGAGCAGAUGGAGGGCAGGGAGUAUGCCCUUGUGUCCUCGACCGAGCUCAACUACACCUGUGACAACGGAGUGACCCUUCUCAAAUCCUUCCAGAGCACAGGAUACCUGCCCGUGAGCGCAAAAGGAGAGCAUGGAAUUUAUCGUGAAACUCUCCCACCAGUUGAACUCGAAUACACCCAGAUAACAGAUGCACUGGGAGUGGAGGUGAAAGAAGUACCACCCGACACACUGCACCAAAUUUCGACUCCAUUGGGGUGGAAAACGGAAUGGAUCGACCUCGACGGUGAAGGAGCGCCAGGCUCUCUGCUGGAAGUUCCUGGGGGAUCAUGGAAGUAUCAGCGCAACGAGAUGCUGAAAUCGUCCACUCCAGAGACUUUUGGGCCCAUAAGAGAACUCCCCCUACGUCCAAACACAUCUACCCAAGAUGGUCAUUAUUUUGAGGAUCUCAGCCGGAGCGGACGGAUGAACGUAAUCUGCUUGGAUUCGACUGGCGCACUUGAAGGCUUUUACGAACGGUCGGGCGCAGAAGCACAACAGUGGACGCCCUUGAUACCGUUUCCCUCGACCCCAUCUGUGCCAAUCCAAGGCUCUGCAACCAGGAGAAUUGAUCUGACGGGCAACGGCUUGGCAGAUCUUCUGCACGAGGAAUUGAACGGCGAGAUCUUUUGGUAUCCCUGCCUGGGAAAGCGAGGAUUUGCGCCCGCACAAAAGGUAGUUCUGCCUGCCGACGCGCCUCGGCUGGUUUCUUACGAUACCCUACGGCAGAUAUAUCUUGCAGACAUGACUGGUGAUGGUCUGGCGGAUAUCGUCGAAGUACAACCGGGGAAGACCUCUUACUGGCCGAAUCUGGGACACGGACGGUUCGGACGCAGGAUUACCAUGGGCCGUAGUCCAAUUUUCGACAAUCAAGACCAUUUCAGUCAUCGUAGGCUUCAUCUCUCGGAUGUGUGUGGUUCUGGCACGACAGACAUGGUCUACCUACCCCCCGGUGGAGGCAUCCACAUCUACUUCAACCUGGCCGGGAAUCGAUACAGCGAUGUCAUGAUAAUUCCCAACUUUCCCUCCUUGAAUACUACGUCGUCGGUAUUUACUCUUGAUCUUCUCGGGAAAGGAGUCAGCUGUCUGUGUUGGACUGGGCCAGAUGCCGCUGGGACGACGCCUUCAACGUUGCGAUAUGUGGAGCUUACCGGCGGGAUCAAACCCUACCUGCUCCGACGUUAUAGAAACGGCGUUGGCGGCACGACAAAAGUUACCUACCAACCUUCGACCAAAUACUACUUAGAUGACGAGGAGAAUGGGCACCCAUGGACCACAAGAUUACCGUUUCCGGUACACUGUGUAGCGCAGGUCGUGACAGAGGAUUGUGUGGCUCAAACGUCAAAAAGGAGCCGAUAUGCCUACCACGAUGGUCACUUUGAUGGGGUAGAGCGGGAGUUUCGCGGGUUUGGAAUCGUCGAGCAUUGGGACGAGGAAGAAUUCGGAGGCGGGAACGUUUAUCUGCAACGACCUCCCAUCCGAACGAAGGAGUGGUAUCAUGUAGGCGCAGCGACAAGCUUGAUGGACGGACGAUGCCAAGAAUCUCGCUUGUCGUCGUCUCACAAGUUUCCGGCAAAGCUGAAACCGGAGGAGGAGUUCGAGGUUCACCGAGCGCUGAAGGGCCAGAAACUGAGAGAGGAGCUGUACAGCGACGACGCCUCAGACCAGGCACAUCUACCAUACUCGGUCGAAGAGCUCUCAUAUGAGAUCCAUCGUGUGCAGGCUGCCUCUGAUGAGAAGAAUGGUGUCUACCGCGUCUCGCCACGAGAAUCCGUAAAGACGGCGCAUGAGCGCCAGGAGGCAGAUCCUCGAAUCGAACGUGUACUUACACUCGAAGUGAAUGAGUACGGAGACGUCCUCAAGUCGCUCACAAUACAUCACGGUCGUCAGAACAGCGAUCUCUCGGAUGCGAAGGGACGGCGUCAACAGGAAAUCACCUGGGGUAUAUACACCGAGAAAAUCCUCACGGACGCCGUCAUUGAGCUGGAUUGCUUUCAGAGGCCACAGCCGGCUUUGAAUCGGCAGUUUGCAAUUAUUGGCCUGAAUUGGCUGGCAUAUCCUGACAUCGAAGCAAUCACAGCGAAUAACUUGGCUUAUUUAAACGAGAUGGACGUCAUCCCGUAUAGGAUGAUCGACUUGUACGAUGGGCCGACGCCGCGGAAGAGCCUUGUUCAGGAACAACGGCAUUACUACCUCGACCGAACGCUAUCAGAGGCGCUUGGAUGGAGAGAGACCACGGCCUAUUCAGUUUUGGAUCGCUCGUACGACCUGGUCUUUCAAGAGGAAACCCUCGAGAAGCAUUUCCUAUUGACAGGUCUCAUAUCCCAAGCCAGUCUCGACCUGGCUAUUGAUCAAGGCGGAUACGUGCGACUUGAGCACGAGGCUGGUAUCUGGAAUCCGUCAUCACGAAAAAUAUUCUCGCAGAACACCGCGGAGAAUCUGCAGACAGCACGCCGCUCCUUCUACCAGCCGUCUGUGACGAUCGACCCAUUCGGCGCUGUGGAGGUCCUAGAAUUGGACGAGUACCAAUGCCUGCCCAGACGUACUAUAGAUGCGGUGGGGAAUAUAAUCUCUUUCGACAAUGAUUAUUGGCAUCUGCAACCAUCCCAGACAAUCGAUAUCAACGGCAAUCGACUCCAAGUGGCUUUUGACGCUUUCAGCUGCAUUAUCGGUACAGCUCGGAUGGGUAAGAAGACAGAAGAGCUGGGUGAUUCACUCCAAGAUUUCGAGCCCAUUGUUGGAGAUGAGACGAUGGAAGCAUUCCUGGAUGAUCCCUGCGGCGCGCACACACGAAAGCUUCUUGGUGGCGCGGGCACUCGCAAUUUACUGUACCGAGGCCGGUUCGAGAUGGUCCAAGACAUGCUGAAGCCUGUCAUACCCGCGUUCCAAGCGACGAUCACCUGCGAUGCACACUAUCGAGAUCGAACAGAGGAUUCAUCAGUGGGAAUUUCAAUUGCCUACCUUGACGGUAGCGGUGCCACCCUGCAGACGACUAUGUUAUGCCGACAGGCUAAAGGGGAAUCCCCGGCCCAGUGGCGGAUUAGCGAGUGGGUGAUCAAGGACAGCAAAGGCAAUCCAGUGCGAGUCUGCCAGCCCAAUUAUGCGCCGGACCAUCACUUUCGCUUUGAGGCCAAUAUUGAUUCGCCAAAGGUGACCAAUCUUUUGGACCCUCUAGACCGUGUGCGUGGAGUCCUCCAACCCGAUCAUACAUGGAGCAAACAGAGAGUGACUCCAUGGUCGACGAUUGACUACGAUGUCGGGAGCACUAUCACUGUCGAGAACCCAGCGCUGGAUCCGGAUGUUGGGCCGUUUUUCAAAUCUUUAACAAGGACUGAAUAUUUACCGAACUGGCUGGAACAACAGAAUCAGAAGGAUGAUAAUUCGACGGCAGAGAAGUCACUUGUCUACGCUGGGAAACGGAGCAUAACAUGCUUAGAUUCGCGUGGCCAGCCUAUCGGCACUAAUGUCAUCCUCGGAAACGGCAAGAGUCUCUAUACACGACAAACAUACAAUAUGGCAGGCCAUGUAGUCGCCCAGUACGACGUCCUGGACAGACUUAUUCAGGUGCAGGAUUUUGACUUCCAAGGCCGAGUGUUAGUCACCAGAACAAUGGAUUCCGGCCAGGAGACGGUGCUCCCGGACUGCCAAGGGAAACCAGUAUUUCGCUGGACACACCCAACUCGACGCUUCCAUUAUCUCUAUGAUCUCAAAGGUCGCGAAAUUGAGAAGCGACUGACAGACACCGAGCAGGGCCUGACAGAUGUCGUUCUUCAGCAGAUCAUAUACGGAGACUCCCAAGCCGAUGGGGCAGAUCGGAAUUUGCGAGGACACAUUGAGCGUGUGUGUGACCAGUCCGGAGAACUCAAAAACGAGAAGCUGGAUUUCAAAAGCAACUGUAUAGCACAGGUCUACCGGCUCGCGGCGAACUACAAGGGAGUCUUGAAUUGGGAUGCGACUGUAGAGCUGGAAGCUGAGCCGUUCUGCUCCUACGCCUCUUUUGAUGCGUUGGAUCGAGUAGUGCAAGCGACAGAUGCGAGUGGUUGCCACACCAUAACUUCGUACGAUCUGUUGGGUAACGUGAAAACGGUGACUGCUCGCUUGAAAGAUGAACGUUCCUCACGCCCGCUGGUCUAUGAUAAGACCUACGGACCAGAUGGCAGCUUGCUGAAGAUCAUCUACGGCAACGGAAGUACUCUCGACCAUGUCUACGACCGAGCAACCCGCCGUCUCGUUCGAAAAACCCUCUCUCGAACAAACCGCCUUGGUCGGUCGCAUCAUGUUCAGGACAUGCACUACUCUUGGGACUGUAUGGGGCGCACAGUCCGAAAACGGGAUGCGGCCCAGCAGUCUUUGUACUUUCGCAACAGCCGGACAGACCCCGAAUGGACAUACAAUUACGAUGCCCUGGGCCGGUUGGUAUCCGCCACGGGCCGUGAACAGGUUGAUUCCUCGAAUGCUGGAGCCUAUCGUCUGCUUGCUCCGGGUCCUCAAAAGCGGCCCUCCCUCGGUUUGGAGAUGUGUCAGUACCGCGAGAUUUAUCGCUAUGAUGAUGCGGCGAACAUUCUCUCGAUGCAUCAUGUGGCCCUCAACGUCCCCUCUAUUGCGGGUUGGACUCGGCGAUUUGAGUACAAGGCUGCUAGUCAGCUCCAAGCAGAAGUGAUGGGCAAUCGACUCACGCGUACGGUGACCGGAUCAGUCCGCGAGCGCUACGGGUACGGUCCCUCUUCGGCUGGCCAGCGUGGCUGCAUGACGUCCAUGGCUGGCUAUUCGAUUCUCAGCUGGAAUCACAUGGACAAACUGUGGUGCUCUUCUCGCCAGAGCACGCGGGAUAAGAGCGUCCGUGAGCAGACCUGGUACGUGUACAACGCGGCCGGAAUGCGAAUCCGCAAAGUCACUGAGCGAGGGGGUGUCUCAGCGCACAAGAUGAAAGAGCGAAUCUUCUUCCCUGGAGUUGACAUAUAUCGGACCUACUCGGGAGAUGGAAAGGCACUUCUUAAAGAGAGAGUGCAGAGCCAUAUUCAGAGUACAUCAACAGGUGCCGUCGCCAUCUUGGAAAGGGGCAUAGCCGACAGCAAGGGCCAGUCAUCAUUGCUAGUCCGAUAUCAGCCUGGAGACAGUAUUGAGUUGGACGACGCAGCCGGACUAAUCUCUUACGAGGAAUAUACUCCCUUUGGCUCGACAAUAUUGUGUGCUUUUACCCACGAUGUCGAAGCCCCGCGAAAAUACCGCUACGCAGGGUACGAGCGAGAUUCGGAGACGGGUCUCUUUUUCUGUGACCAGCGAUACUACGCGCCGUGGCUAGGUCGCUGGAGCAGUCCUGACCCCCUGGGUCUUGUUGAUGGGGCCAAUCUAUAUCAAUAUGUCCGCAAUGAUCCGGUGAACAUGAUUGAUCCCACGGGAACAGCAGGAUUUCGCGAUAAAUACCCUGACUUCUUCCCUAAGGAAUCGCGGAUACCCGGUGACGGGGGCGGAACCCGCGAGGAGAUGGCAAACGACCCAGAUAUGGGCAAGCCAUCUAAAGAAGUGAAGCGACAAACUCGAAAAGCGUUCGAGAAAGCCGGGAUUGUGAACCUGAAAGGACUCAAGCCACAGAAAGGAAAAAUGGGUGCCCUGGGCCAGAAACACCAUAUCAUGUCGCAGGACUGGGAGGGAUCAUUCCGACUAUUGGGAUUCGAUGUUCAUGCGUUCACCCUCUACUGCUCAAAGACAGCAAAUACCGAUGUGGGCGGAAAAGGGGACGGCCGUUGGAAUAGGUUCUGGGCGAGGGUUCGGGAAAGAGCCUAUCACACCAAUGCUCAGCGCCACGACGACUCCGACUCGGACGGAGAGCCUGGCUCCAAAGCGGAGUACACGUUGACUCGCAAGGACGUGAAGAAAUACAUUCGCAAGAAUCGCGAAAAGCUACGCGAGGAUGUCGUCGACAUUGUCCAAAAAAAUUUGAAUGAUUUCGUUCGCGCCUGUGACUUGGACGAUGUUGAACAGCUCUCCCCAUACAUGGUCGCCGACUAUUAUAAGAGUACCAGAGUCGACAUUAUGCCGCUAUACCUCCCGGACGAGAUCGAAACACUGGAGAAGGGAAUCGAGGCGCAAAAAGAAUCGAAAAGAACCCCUGAAGAGGCCCUGCAAAACAUUGCGAGUAACAACGUAAUGGACGCGAUGAAAAUGUUGGAUAUCAAGAGCGCCAUAGAGAGACUUCUCGACUACGGCAAAUUGAUGAAAGCAGACCUAACCUGUUUGAACAACUUCAGACCAUUUUGA
Molecule: messenger RNA, 7377 nt
Organism: Penicillium oxalicum
Lineage: Eukaryota; Fungi; Ascomycota; Eurotiomycetes; Eurotiales; Aspergillaceae
Exons: 1
Coding region: 1-7377 (2458 amino acids)
Cellular component (GO): cytoplasm
Source: RefSeq, a predicted model, not a curated record